Molecule: messenger RNA, 1798 nt
Organism: Notolabrus celidotus (New Zealand spotty)
Lineage: Eukaryota; Metazoa; Chordata; Actinopteri; Labriformes; Labridae
Gene: prodhb
Product: proline dehydrogenase (oxidase) 1b
Cellular component (GO): mitochondrion
Molecular function (GO): FAD binding; proline dehydrogenase activity
Source: RefSeq, a predicted model, not a curated record
AUGUUUUCUGUCAGAGUCGUGCCAGCCCUCGCACAGGAGGGGGCGUAUAUUCCCUUUAAACAGUUUCCCUCCAGCUGAAGACUCCAGUCCAUCCUCACCUCCACAUCGGCGACCGGGGCAGAGCAGCGGGGCGAUGUUAAAGGCUGCUUUGGAGCGGAACAUGGCCCGGAGCGAGUGGAGUGUCCCGGACAGCGGAGAGAAGGGAGCCGCGGUACCCCCACCUCUACUGUUAAUGAGAUCUCUGUAGACUUCGACCAGACAUGGGAGGCUCACAAGAGCAAAAACACAUUAGAGCUACUGAGAAGUUUUGGUGUUUUCAAACUUCUCUUGUAUGACCUGCUGGUUGAUACAAAUAAAGAGAUUAUGGAUCUAGGGCAGAGGAUCCUCGGCCAGAGAGCUUUCGACAAGCUGAUGAAGAUGACAUUUUACGGCCACUUCGUAGCUGGUGAGGACCACAUGGCCAUCAGAUCGCUGAUCCAGAAGAAUCAGGCCUUUGGCGUUGGCUCUGUCCUAAACUACAUUGUGGCGGAAGAGAUCAGCCAGAUGGAAGCCAGGCAGGAAGAAACAGACUCAUUAGCAUGUGCUGCAGAGGAGCAGAACAUAGGCAAGAACCACGGAGAGAAAAAUUACAAAGCUCACACACAGUUCAGGGAGCAUUGCAGGGGUGAGACUGGAACCCGACGGAGUUUCAACACUGAUGAAGCUAAAUGUGACCAGAAUACGGACACCUUAAUUAAAUGCAUCAAGGCAUCAGGUGGCACUACCAUUGAAGGUUUAACUGCCAUCAAAAGGGAUGCCUUCAGACAACCUCAGCUUCUGCUCCAGCUCACUGAGGUGCUAGUGAAAUGGCGACAAUUUUUCAAAUUCCUGGCAGCACAGCAGGGGAACGACCGCAUAGAGGUGUUAGAGCAGAGGCUGGAGCUGAAACAGCUGCAGGAAUUCCUGACCAAGCUGAGGGCAAAUGGGGACUUCUUUGGCUGGUUUAGUGGAUGGAAAGAAGAAUCUCCAGGGUAAAAGGACAUGCUUGACUGGAACAGCUUAAUAGAUGACAGAACAAAUACAUCAGACCUGCUUCUCGUCCCAAACGCUGAGGUCACAGACCAUGGAGUUCGCCUGUUGGUGAACGCAGAGAGCUCCUUCAUCCAACCAGCUCUCAGCAGACUGACAUUAGAGGUGCAGAGAAAGUAUAACAGAGAAAAGCACAUCAUUUUCAACACCUACCAGUGUUACCUCAAGGAGGCCUUUAACAAUGUUUUUGUGGAGGUGGAAAUAUCUUGCCGUGAAGGUUGGCAUUUCACUGCCAGGCUGGUGCAUGGAGCCCACAUGGACCAGGAGAGAGACAAGGCCGAAUAGCUUGGUUAUGAACACCCUAUUAACCCUGAUUAUGAGUCUACCAACACAAUGUUCCAAAGGUGUCUGGACUAUGUGCUGGAUGAGAUUGCACUCAGCAGAAAAACCAACAUAAUGGUGGCUUCACAUAACGAGGACACGGUGAAAUACACCUUGAAGAGAAUGAAUGAGCUGGGUCUCUCACCCACAGAGAACAAGGUGUACUUUGCUCAACUGCUGGGCAUGUGUGAUCAGAUCAGCUUCCCAUUGGGCCAGGCAGGCUUCCCUGUCUAUAAGUACAUCCCCUAUGGGCCAGUGAAUGAGGUGAUGCCCUACCUGUCUCGUAGAGCCCAGGAGAACGGAGGCUUCAUGAAGGGUGCCCAAAAGGAGAGGAGGCUGCUGUGGCAGGAGCCGAAACGCAGACUCGCCUCUGGGGAGCUUCUCUACAGGCCGGUGUACUGAAAACAGA